GUUUUCAGUUUAGGCGGGUGGAAAUCAGAUAAUUAAAGAAAGAAAGCAGAGGAUCCAUCUUGGAAAGUUCCUUUCUUUUUCUAUUGAAAUUCCUCUGUUUUCUCAGUAACCAACCAGAGGUAUUUAUGUCUCAAAGAAAAGCACUGGCUUAUUAGCUGUGGAAAUUGAGAGAGCAACAACUGGUUUCCUGGUUUGCAAAUACUCGUCGUGGAGAUCAGUCUUCUUCUGACCCAUCUUUAACACCUAGUAGUAAUCUUUACAUACCCUCCUUGAGUUCCAGGGAUGAAGGCUACUUCAGAAUCAGCAGAGUGGAUAUUUUUAGCCACUAACCUUGGCCUAGAGAUGUUGUCAGCUGCUUGUGAUCAGGCUUCCUCCCCAAGAAGACCCCACUAUGCCCUGUUUGGUAUGCUGUUGGCUAUUGCAGCUGUGCUCAUUUCCAUUUGGGAGCUAACUUACAGAGGUAAAAAGGAAAGAGUUGUGUUGAGGAGAUGGGGAAUGCUCUGUUGGUUUUAUCAUCCACCACCUCAUCGACAUAUGCCUUUUGGUACUCUUCCUGACAUUUUUGGACUAGUUUCUGGCAUCUUACAGUGCAUAUGCUCUUUGGUUCAGUAUGUUUACUGCCUUCGGCAUGAUGAUAGUCCUUUCAAAGUAUCCCUUUUGCCUGCCAUAUAUCUUAUAUGUUUAGGUGGUUCAAGACUAAGUAAUAAGCGAAUGAACGCCAAUACCACUGAUAACAUGGACUCGUGUGAAAAUUCUUCAAGCACGGAAGAAACUUCGUUGCGUCCAAUCCCAGUGUAUUAUGUGUUUACACCACUUAGAAGACGGACUUCUUCUCUCCACUUGGAGGAGGAUUCGGGUCUCAGAGCUAGACCCUAGGGCCGGGGACUCUCUCCUAGAUCCCUGUCCUGGGCAUCUCACUUGUCAUCUUUAUAUUCGGGUCCAACCCCAUGUACAAAUGUAA
This is a messenger RNA of Prunus mume (Japanese apricot), 961 nucleotides long. The record is from RefSeq and is a predicted model, not a curated record. NCBI's taxonomy places the organism in Eukaryota, Viridiplantae, Streptophyta, Magnoliopsida, Rosales, Rosaceae.